UGAUGCACUGCGUUUUCAACAUGGCGUCUCACGUUGCAUCUUGACUUCUGUCAACAAGCCCAAAACGCAGCUAGGGGUCAACCGGGUAGUGGAACGCGCUUAAAUUAUCAUUUUCGAGUCGAUAGGAUGAAAUUGUUGCUCGCAGCAUUGAGACAAACCCACAAAGCAGCCGUUCACACCGGACAGCGGCGCCGCCGGAGCUCCCGAGGCGGCGGCGGCCUAGUAGCCCUCCGGGAGGAGGCUCUCGUCGUCGGGUCAAGCCAGGAGCUCGUACGGAGACUCGGCUCACAGGCGGAGGUGAGGACGGGCUUCAUCACCGAGGAGGAGGAAGACGCUCUGCUGCGAGAGCUGGAGCCAGGCCUGAAGAAGAAACGCUACGAAUUCGACCACUGGGACGAUGCCAUCCACGGGUACCGAGAGACGGAGCGUGUGAGGUGGGGUUCAGCGUGCGAGGAGGUCAUACGUCGGGUCAGGUCCACAGCGUUCCCUGAGGGGAGUCCGCUCCUCGGGCCUGUGCACGUUCUCGAUCUGGACAAGACCGGCUACAUCAAGCCUCACAUUGACAGUGUCAAGUUCUGUGGUAGCACCAUAGCUGGUUUGAGUCUCCUAUCGGACAGCAUCAUGCGCUUGGUGAAGGAGGAUUCCACUGAUGAAUGGAUGGACCUGCUGCUGCCCCGACGUUCCCUCUACAUUCUGAGGGACCAGGCCCGAUAUAACUUCACUCACCAGAUCCUGAAAGACGAGGAGUCUGUGUUCAAGGGACGGAAAGUUCCUCGGCUGCGUCGUAUCUCCGUCAUCUGUCGAAACCUUCCAGGCUAACAGCCACUUUCACACAACUUUGAUGUAAACACAACAUCACCUGGAUUUAAUUAAUUAAAUGUCUUUUAUUAAUGUAUCGCACAUUAACAGCUCAUUGUUUUGCUUCUUGUGCAGUUGCUUUAACAUUAAACAAUUGUAUUACAAUC
Gasterosteus aculeatus aculeatus (three-spined stickleback) is the source of this 965-nucleotide messenger RNA. It is a transcript of the gene alkbh7, whose product is annotated as alkB homolog 7. Gene Ontology annotation, cellular component: mitochondrial matrix. The record is from RefSeq and is a predicted model, not a curated record. Lineage: Eukaryota; Metazoa; Chordata; Actinopteri; Perciformes; Gasterosteidae. Gene Ontology annotation, biological process: fatty acid metabolic process; DNA damage response.